Molecule: messenger RNA, 499 nt
Organism: Funneliformis geosporum
Lineage: Eukaryota; Fungi; Glomeromycota; Glomeromycetes; Glomerales; Glomeraceae
Source: the annotation of a GenBank genome assembly
AUGCAAUCAACUAUAUUUCGGUUGAGAAAAGAUUGUCUUAAUCAAGCCAGGAACAUCUUACUUGCAUCCCAAGAGGAAAAAAUAGAUGCGAACAAGGAUAUGAAGCCAAUAAUUAUCAAUCACUUAAAUCCUACAUCAACAUACUCAACAUUGAUUAUUGAGGUUGGAAGAAUUGAGACUAUUCCUAGCUUGCAUGGUCUUUCAACAGGUAAUGCUCACACUAUAUUACCUACGUACAAAUCAAAUAAUACAGUGCCAGAUAUCAUAUCUUUUGGCACUGCACCUCUCCAUUAUAAUACAAUAGAUUUUCUUACAAAUUCUGUUGGUAUUCCAAUUGCUAACAUUACUGGCUUCAGGUUCUCAACAACUGCUUACAAUGCUUCCGGUAUUCCAAAUUAUCAAUUGCAUAUUCCUGCCAUUGAACUUUUUAAUGGUUCUCUUAGUGGCAUUCCAGCUGGAACAAUUAAUGGAUUUUACUUGAAUUUAUGGGAAUUACAAA